This is a messenger RNA of Eurypyga helias (sunbittern), 2068 nucleotides long. RefSeq names its product transmembrane protein 63A (gene TMEM63A). The record is from RefSeq and is a predicted model, not a curated record. The transcript has 19 exons. Gene Ontology annotation, cellular component: plasma membrane. Gene Ontology annotation, molecular function: nucleic acid binding; calcium-activated cation channel activity. Lineage: Eukaryota; Metazoa; Chordata; Aves; Eurypygiformes; Eurypygidae. The annotation marks the transcript as partial.
AUGAACCCUUUCUUUUUUCUGGGUUUUGGACAUUCUCAUCUAGUCUACUACUGGAAUAGAAGUGCACCUUUCAACUCAACAAAUGAGACGUACUGCUACAGCACUGCCCGGGGAAGCACAGUGCUCCAAGGAGUAACUUUUGGUGGAAUCCCAACUGUCCUGCUGCUUGACGUAACCUUCUUCUUUAUUUUAAUAUUGCUGUUUUCCAUUAUAAGAAAGAGAUUCUGGGACUACGGUCGCGUUGCUCUGGUGUCAGAAGUUGAAAGUGAAUCGAGAUACAACCGAUUGUCAACGUCGUCAUCGGUACCUGAAGAUCUUGAAUAUGACAGGGGGUUUUGUUCUUGGAUGACAGCAGCUUUUCGAAUGCACGAUGACGAGAUCCACGAGAGGUGCGGUGAAGAUGCCAUACAUUACCUUGCCUUCCAGCGGCACAUCAUCUGUUUGUUGAUCGCUGUCAGCAUUUUGUCUGUGUGUGUCAUAUUACCUGUCAACCUCUCGGGUGAUCUGCUUGAUAAAGAUCCCUAUAGUUUUGGAAGAACAACUAUAGCAAACCUACAGACUGGUAAUAAUCUUCUCUGGCUGCACACUGUGUUUGCUGUUGUUUACCUGCUGCUGACUGUUGUCUUCAUGAGACAUCACAUGAAGUAUGUCACCUACAAAGAAGAAAACAUAGUUAAGUGCACGUUGUUUAUAACUGGUCUUCCAAAAAAUGCAAGAGAAGAAACAGUACAAGGCCAUUUCACUGCUGCCUACCCGACCUGCACGGUGCUGGAGGUCCAGCUGUGUUAUGAUGUAGCCAAGCUUAUUUAUCUCUUCAAAAAAAGAAAACAGGCAGAAAAAAGCCUGACUUACUAUGAACACCUGCAUCAGAAGUACGGCAAGCGGGUCCAAAUCAACCCUAAGCCAUGCGGUCAGUUCUGCUGUUGCGAAACGAGGGGAUGUGAAAGGGAGGAUGCUGUAGAUUAUUAUACCAAAGUUAAAAAUGAACUGAUGGAAGAAUAUUUAAAAGAGGAACAAGCUGUUCAUAAUAACCCGCUGGGAAUGGCCUUUGUAACAUUUCAAGAGAAAUCCAUGGCAACCUAUAUCCUUAAGGACUUCAAUGCUUGCAAAUGUCAGAGUAUUAAGUGCAAAGGAGAACCCCAGCCAUCAUCCUACAGCAAGGAGCUGUGCAUAUCAGACUGGGAGGUUACGUAUGCUCCUUAUCCUGAGAAUAUUUGUUGGAAAAACCUUUCCGUGCGUGGACUGAAAUGGUGGUUCAGAUGGGCUUGCAUUAAUCUGCUCCUUUUUAUUGUGCUGUUUUUUCUCACUACUCCUUCCAUCAUCAUCUCGACCAUGGACAAGUUCAAUGUCACUAAACCCAUUCACUACCUUAACAAUCCCAUCGUCAGUCAGUUUUUCCCAACGCUCUUGCUCUGGUCCUUCUCAGCUUUGCUACCAACAAUUGUCUAUUACUCAACUUUGCUGGAGUCCCACUGGACAAAGUCUGCAGAGAACAGGAUAAUGAUGCAUAAAGUCUACAUAUUUUUGAUCUUCAUGGUACUGAUUCUGCCCUCCCUUGGUCUGACCAGCCUUGAUUUCUUUUUCCGCUGGCUGUUUGACAGAGAAUCGUCUGAUUCUGCAGUUAGGCUGGAAUGUGUCUUUUUGCCUGACCAGGGAGCCUUCUUUGUGAACUAUGUGAUUGCCUCUGCAUUCGUUGGCAAUGGGAUGGAGCUGCUGCGCCUGCCCGGCCUCAUCCUUUACACCAUACGCAUGAUAAUGGCCAAGUCCACAGCGGAAAGGAAAAAUAUUAAGCAGCAACAAGCCUUUGAAUAUGAAUUUGGAGCUAUGUACGCCUGGAUGUUGUGCGUGUUCACUGUCAUCAUGGCCUAUAGCAUUACGUGUCCCAUCAUCGUCCCCUUCGGUUUAAUAUACAUCCUCCUGAAGCACAUGGUUGACCGUUACAACCUUUUCUACGCCUAUCUCCCUGCCAAGCUGGAGAAGAAGAUGCACGUCGCAGCUGUGAACCAGGCCCUUGCAGCUCCGAUUCUCUGCCUGUUCUGGCUCUACUUUUUCUCCUUCCUGCGGCUAG